Anopheles maculipalpis is the source of this 1794-nucleotide messenger RNA. RefSeq names its product maltase A1-like. The record is from RefSeq and is a predicted model, not a curated record. Lineage: Eukaryota; Metazoa; Arthropoda; Insecta; Diptera; Culicidae. The transcript has 3 exons. Gene Ontology annotation, biological process: carbohydrate metabolic process. Bases 1 to 1794 code for a protein of 597 amino acids.
AUGGUGACCUCACUGGUAGUGCUACUGUUUGGCCUAGUGCCAUCCACAGUGCGAAGUGUGCACAUUGCACCAAAUAGCGAUAGUGAGUGGUGGAAAUCGGGAAUAUUCUAUCAAAUCUAUCCACGUUCGUUUAUGGACAGUGAUGCAGAUGGCAUUGGUGACUUGCGUGGUAUCACGCAACGGUUGGAGUAUUUAAGUCAGAACAAAAUUACCGGAUUCUGGUUGUCGCCAAUUUUUAAAUCCCCAAUGGUAGAUUUCGGGUACGACAUUUCUGAUUAUUACUCUAUACAGCCCGAGUAUGGUAGUUUGGCCGACUUUGAUAAAAUGGUAAGGGAAGCCAACGCACUUGGGAUGGAAGUUAUUCUAGAUUUCGUCCCUAACCAUACAAGUGAUGAGCAUGAGUGGUUUAAAAAGUCCGAACUGCGAGUGCCUGGCUUCGAAGAUUUCUACAUAUGGCACCCGGGGCGGCCGAAUCCAAACGACAGCACGGCCCGUCCGAUUGUACCAUGCAAUUGGAUUAGUUUCUUCCGGGGUAGUGCUUGGCAAUGGAGCGACGUGCGCAAGGAAUACUAUCUGCAUCAAUUCUCGGUAAAACAACCCGACUUAAACUACCGAAAUCCUGCCGUAGUCGAGGCAAUGAAAGAGGUCAUGCGAUAUUGGCUUGGGCGAGGGGUAGCGGGAUACCGCAUCGAUGCAGUGCCGACCUUGUUUGAAGUGGCUCCAGACGGAAACGGGAACUAUCCGGAUGAGCCGCUUAGUGGCAAUACAGAUGACCCGGAAGAUCCGGGUUACCUUGUACACAUCUACACCCAGGAUCAAAAUGAAACCCUCGAUAUGGUGUACCAGUGGCGUGCAGUUAUGGAUGAAUUCGUACAGCAAUAUGGCGUUAGAGAGCGCAUUAUAAUGGCCGAGACGUACUCUCCGAUCGACACCGUCAUGAAGUAUUAUGGAAAUGAGACCGUGCAUGGUGCACAAAUUCCUUUCAAUUUUCAUUUCAUAACCGAUUUAAAUCAAAAUUCCUCGGCUAAGGAUUUUCAGCGCACAAUCAAUUACUGGAUUGAUCAUAUGCCAGCACUGGAGACCAUCGUUCCGAAUUGGGUGCUAGGCAAUCACGACCAGCACCGUGUGGCAAGCAGAUUCGGUGAGGACAUGAUAGAUGCGAUGAAUAUGAUCAUGCUUAUGUUGCCAGGUGUUAGUGUCACCUACAACGGCGAGGAAAUUGGAAUGGAAGACGUUUGGAUAUCUUAUAAUGAUACUGUAGAUCCAGCAGCUUGUAAUGCCGGUCCAAACCGAUAUCAAUACACUACACGGGAUCCAGAACGAACGCCUUUCCAGUGGGAUUCGAGCAAAAAUGCAGGUUUUUCGACCGCCAAUCAUACUUGGCUGCCCGUUUCAUCCAACUACACGCUGGUAAAUGUUAAACUACAGCAGGGGAUAGCAAGAAGCCACCUUAACGUGUAUCGUAGUUUGGUUGAAAUGAAGCAAACUGUAGCAUUUGUUCCACAUAGCUUAGGAAUAUUUGUGCAAGGAGAUGUGCUAAUCGUUCUCCGACAUGCUAACAUCGACGGGAUUUUAAGCUCUAUAUAUACAGUUGCAAAUAUUGGCAAUCAGCAGACAACGAUCAAUCUCACCACAUACGAGCCGUCGCUUGAAACGGGCAUAUUAAUCCUUACGAGUGUUACAUCAAACCAUAACAAAAACGACUUAGUCUUGAUGAAGCACAUUGUAGUGGAAUCAAAAGAAUCUUUCGUUCUGGUAGCUUACCACAAUGUUCCGGAAGUUAUACAGAUUUAA